AUGACGACGGUGAGCUGUCCUCGGUCACACCGAAGCAGAAAGGCGGCACAGAGAACGGAAAAGCAGAGCAGCAGCAAAUGGUGGGAGAAGAACAACUCCCGCGUCAAGCUCGCCAUCAAGAGCCUGGUGACUAAAGGCACUCUAGCGCAGGUCAAAGGGACCGGCGCCUCCGGCUCCUUCAAGCUCAACAAGAAGCCAGCCGAGACCAAGAAGAAGCCCGUCAAGAAAGCGGCUCCUAAAGCCAAGAAGCCCGCUGCUGCCAAGAAGCCCGCUGCUGCCAAGAAGCCCGCCGCUAAGAAAUCACCCAAGAAGGCCAAGAAACCCGCCGCUGCAGCCGCUAAGAAGGCGACGAAGAGCCCCAAGAAGGCAAAGAAGCCGGCAGCGCCCAAGAAAGCAGCCAAGAGCCCCAAAAAGACGAAGCCCGUCAAACCCAAGGCGGCUAAGCCUAAAGCUGCCAAGCCUAAAGCUGCCAAGCCUAAGAAGGCAGCCCCCAAGAAGAAAUAA
This is a messenger RNA of Puntigrus tetrazona (Sumatra barb), 504 nucleotides long. Its product is annotated as histone H1-like. The coding region runs from base 1 to 504 and encodes 167 amino acids. The transcript is spliced from 2 exons. The record is from RefSeq and is a predicted model, not a curated record. Lineage: Eukaryota; Metazoa; Chordata; Actinopteri; Cypriniformes; Cyprinidae. Gene Ontology annotation, molecular function: DNA binding; structural constituent of chromatin. Gene Ontology annotation, cellular component: nucleosome. Gene Ontology annotation, biological process: nucleosome assembly.